AUGGCGCAUUCUUCCAAAGAAUUAAUACAACCUACGAUUAUUUCGAGCCCGCAGCUGAAACCAAAACCUGACAAUGAUUUCGUUAAAUCUCUCUCGCAUCUGGUCGCUGGAGCUACCGGGGGCGCCAUUACUGCGGUUCUCACAUCACCACUUGAUGUCCUGAGAACUCGAUUACAAUCUGACUUUUACCGCCCGGUUCUCUCGUCGACCGCCAGCCCCAAGCCCAUGCAACAGCCAGCCUUUCAAGCGUCUCGUCCUAUGCUAGGUCAUAUUCGCGAAACUUUCCAGAUACUAUUUUCGAUAUACCAUGUUGAGGGCUGGCGUGGGCUAUUCCGAGGACUUGGGCCGAACUUAACUGGUGUUGUACCAGCCAGUGCCAUUAAGUACUACACUUAUGGGAACGUCAAACGCAUAAUAGGCGAAUCGCAGAUUUUCGGGCCGAAUAGCGAGAAUGCCAUGGGCUGUCACAUAAUUUCAGCUGUCACUGCAGGCAUAACCACCGGAACUCUCACGAGCCCGAUUUGGGUGAUCAAGACACGUCUUCAACUUGACAAGUCACAGUCAGCAAACAGUCCACAAGCUGCCCCGAGACGAUACAAGAACAGCUUUGAUUGCGCAAGACAGGUCUUGCGGCAAGAAGGCCCUAGAGGACUAUAUAGGGGACUCUCAGCAAGUUACUUGGGAAGCUUAGAAACAACAUUCCAUCUUGCACUCUAUGAGCAGUUAAAAAUGCUCAUAGUGCGGAUGAGGUCUAACCAGGAUGAGCCUUGUGCUCGUACUACCGGGAACAAAACCCUUGGGGAUCGAUUGUCUGGCUUGUUGGGCAUGGGUGGUGCCGCCGCACUUUCGAAAUUCCUUUCUUCUAUUAUUGCAUAUCCACAUGAGGUAAGUAUCGAUAUAACCUUUGGUGAGACAAGACAGGAAGUCCAAGUUAACUAA
Molecule: messenger RNA, 939 nt
Organism: Trichophyton rubrum CBS 118892
Lineage: Eukaryota; Fungi; Ascomycota; Eurotiomycetes; Onygenales; Arthrodermataceae
Exons: 2
Coding region: 1-939 (312 amino acids)
Biological process (GO): pyrimidine nucleotide import into mitochondrion
Cellular component (GO): mitochondrion
Molecular function (GO): pyrimidine nucleotide transmembrane transporter activity
Source: RefSeq, a predicted model, not a curated record